This is a messenger RNA of Leucoraja erinaceus (little skate), 957 nucleotides long. RefSeq names its product NOTCH regulated ankyrin repeat protein a (gene nrarpa). Gene Ontology annotation, cellular component: cytoplasm. NCBI's taxonomy places the organism in Eukaryota, Metazoa, Chordata, Chondrichthyes, Rajiformes, Rajidae. The record is from RefSeq and is a predicted model, not a curated record. Gene Ontology annotation, molecular function: phosphatase regulator activity; enzyme inhibitor activity; protein binding. The transcript has a single exon. Bases 340 to 684 code for a protein of 114 amino acids.
UGAAAAGCGGCGGCGCGCGGGGCGCCCUCUCACUAGGGAGCGGAGCAGCGGCGAGAGCGGAGUGGAGCUGUACGGGGCUGCGCUAAGACAUGAGGCGGACAGCAGGGCCGCGGACGGCCGCUCGCCACCGCGGUUGACAGCGAUAGCGACAGCCAACGAGCGGACAAAGGAGGAGCAGCGGCGGUGAUAGUAGCAGCAGUAAUAGCAGCAGCAGCAGCAGUGUAGUUAAGGACGAGCGGCCGAGUGAGGGCAGCCCAGCCGCGGGCCUCUAGCAUCGAGCGAGCCGCCCGGCCCCCGCGCCCGGUGCCAUCGCCGGGUGGAGAGCGGGAGGCCGGAGCCAUGAGCCAGGCCGAGGUGUCGCCGGCGGCGGCGGCGCCGCAGCGCAUGUUCCAGGAGGCAGUGCGGCGCGGCAACACGCGGGAGCUGCAGUCGCUGCUGCAGAACAUGACCGACUGCCACUUCAACGUCAACUCGUUCGGGCCCGAGGGCCAGACGGCGCUGCACCAGUCGGUGAUCGCCGGCAACCUGGAGCUCGUCAAGCUGCUCGUCAAGUUCGGCGCCGACAUCCGCCUGGCCAACCGCGACGGCUGGAGUGCGCUGCACAUCGCGGCUUUCGGCGGCCACCAGGACAUCGUGCUCUACCUCAUCACCAAGGCCAAGUACGGGGCGGGCGGCGGCCGCUGAGGCCGGGACUCAGAGCGCGGGGCCCCGACUCACGCACACGGGCCCGGCCGCUGAGACUGCAGGACUGCCCGCUUGCGGGCUGGGCCGGGCCGAGCCGAGCUGGGCCGCCUGUCGGCUCCGGUUAUCUACCUCACUCACCGGGGGGCCGGGCUGGCAGCGGCCGGAGAAGCGCGGCGCCCCGCCUCGCCGCGGAGGGCAACGGGCCGGAGGUCGGGGCCCGCUUCGGCGGCCGCAACAGGGGCGACGAUGUAUCAAUAAACCAUGUAAACCAGG